Molecule: messenger RNA, 780 nt
Organism: Thermochaetoides thermophila DSM 1495
Lineage: Eukaryota; Fungi; Ascomycota; Sordariomycetes; Sordariales; Chaetomiaceae
Exons: 1
Coding region: 1-780 (259 amino acids)
Source: RefSeq, a predicted model, not a curated record
AUGUCGGCAUCAACAUCAACGUCAGCAGCCCCGCCAGCUCGUCUCAUCCUCCCCUCUCUCAAGAGGGCACAGCCCUCUGCUCCAACCGUCACUCUCACAACGAUGACCGCUACAGCAUCGACAACGACCGUGACGAGAGCAAGAAGCACAGCCGGCAGCACCGCCUGCAGUAGCAAAUCUUCUUCUGUCCAACAGCCAGCUCAGCAAUCCAUCACGGGGCUAUCCUCGUCUGUCUCCGUUCAACAAGAGCCAAAUUACACGCUCUCUUCAGGCCCUUCGUCUGAGCGGGGGACUCGAACUACGACAGCCUUACAACCAUCAUCGUCAACAACAGGAUCUGCCGUAGCCCCUACAUCAAGCAGCUCCAUUACCGGAACGGCCACGCCAACCCCCUCAACCCAAACCCCCGCCCGUACCCCUUCCACAGCCCCAACCACAGUGACAGCCCCUGCCCCUCGUACCCAGGCACCCCAGCCCCAGACACGACCCACUCCCGACCCUCAAGCCUUCCACCACGCCAGGCUCUACCUAACCACAACGCUCUCGCACAUCUUCUCCUCCAGCCACCUUCCCUCACUAGCAACCGACCUUCACGCCAACGACAAAGCCUUGCGCAGCCAACUCCGUUCUCUGGAGCAGGCAACCGAGGGAUUGCGAAGGGAAAACGAUAAGUUGGAAAGAUUAGUGGGGGAGUAUGAGGGGAAACUAAAAGAGGUGGGGAUGCGCAGUGGUUCGCGCAGGUUUGCUGGAGUGGCCUGGAGAGGGUUGCGGAGGUGGUAA